AUGAAUAUUCAACCAAAUGAACAACCAGCAGUUGCUAAUAAUGAUACUUCAAUCUGUUUUAAUGAUGAACAACCAAAUAAUUCAUUGUCACCAAAUAUUGAAUCAAGACUUAGUUCAACAGUGAAUUAUUCUCAAGAUUCGCACGUUAAUGGACAGCAACCAGUUGUAUGGCGACUGGAUGGCGAACAAUGGGUACGAUAUUUGAAUUAUAUACAUGGUCCAAAUCGAAUAUGGACAGAAAAGAGUCAAGUGACAUCUUUCUAUUGUCGACGUUCAACCUAUGAACGAUUGAUGAAUCGUCAAUAUGGUCAUAUUAUUUUACAUGAAAAUGGUUUAAUAAUUGAUGAAUUAUAUUUUGUUUCAUUUCGACAAUAUAAAUUACGAAGUGUACAAGUACUCUAUAUCGAUCAACAUCCACAAAUAAGAGGUUUAAGAAUACAUACUUAUCUUGUAAGAGGAGACGCUAGUCGCAAAUGCUAUUUUGAUUUAUUUGCACCAUCAUCAGUUUCAUUGGAACAAAUACUAAUAAUCGCUGUACCAUACAUUAUUAAAAUAUCUGGAGUAAGUGCACUCGAUUCACCUUUGGAAGUAGUCCAUCUUCCUGGAUCAAUAUUGUCUACACAUAGCUAA
Adineta steineri is the source of this 630-nucleotide messenger RNA. Lineage: Eukaryota; Metazoa; Rotifera; Eurotatoria; Adinetida; Adinetidae. The record is from the annotation of a GenBank genome assembly.